Molecule: messenger RNA, 2909 nt
Organism: Rhipicephalus sanguineus (brown dog tick)
Lineage: Eukaryota; Metazoa; Arthropoda; Arachnida; Ixodida; Ixodidae
Exons: 11
Coding region: 264-2822 (852 amino acids)
Molecular function (GO): zinc ion binding
Source: RefSeq, a predicted model, not a curated record
GCACCUGCAUUGUGUUCGCAUUGUGCAAGAAACGAUUGCAACCGAUUUCUACGCUUUCACUCUCAUUGCUUGUUGAGUGAAAUCCUCGUCGAACACUUCAAGUGAGCGUAGUUUGCCGGCGUAGUGCGAUUAGUGACCUCAACGAGAGUGCCUAGGUUUGUUGAUCGUUUUUGAAGAAAAAGCGGUCUGCCCUGAUUGCUUCAAAACUGAUCUCUGCGAGAGCCCACAGCGUGCUCGAGUCCUCUAUUUGGCGCUGCCCACUUAUGAGCCAAGGAGCGGCCGGUUAUACCGAGCGUGAUACUCACGAUGCCGUCGGCGUAGACCCACAAGCAUCAACGCGCUCGAGACGACUCCAGCAGGAGCCUGUUGUUCACAGUGACAAAACAGGGAAGUCCGAAGAUGCACCGAAUCGAGGCCUGAAGAGCGCAGUCCGAGCACCUUUUUCGCGCCGCCGUGGCUUUCCACGUCGUACGAACGGGCCGGGCAACGCGCCGGAAAGUGUGCCCUGCAAGUUCUUCUCGAGAGAUGGUCACUGUCGGAACGGCGACCGGUGCCGGUACUCGCACAGCCUAGAAGAUCCGUCUUCAGCUGCAACUUCAGCUGUUACUACAGUUACUACUGACAAACCGGUCGAAAGGGAGGUUGCAGACGUUGUUCCAGAUGACUGUACCGACAAGAGCGUCCAGCGGCCACUGCCGAAGGAGCCGUGCCGCUUUUUCGAACGCCACGGAUUCUGUCGCUACGGCCGCGGCUGCCGCUAUGCCCACAAGCGCCGUCGCGACCAGCACCAGGUUAAAAGCACUACUUCCCGAGUGCCGCGAGAAACCACCGUGAACGACUCACCGAAGCAGGAGAGUGACGUCCUCAAUCCGUCGGCGAGCGAUCAAACGCCUGCAGGAGCCGUCAGCGAAGUAGAGAACGGUGGCUCAGAGCAGCAACCACCGUCUGAAGAGGAGCUACUCAAGCAAUUGAGAGACAGGGAAAUUGACCAGUUUCGAAAGCGAUUCCGGAAAAGCAAGAAGGUACCUGCUGGGGACGGAAUCGACAAGUACAUUUUUGUGUUUGGACCCACUGAUCCUGAUUGGCCAUUUGAUGUCAAGGAGCUGACAAUGAUAGUGGCUUUCCCAAAAUUGUAUCCCAGCGAGUGCUUUUUGAUGUCUGUGCUUGAUGAAGAGGGUGUCUUACCUCCAACACUGCUGAGGGACCUCAACAAGGCUGUGAAGGCAUGGCUGGAUGAAAAACAUACCACAGCAAGUCAAGUUGGCCCAGGAUCACUUCUCUUGCGCCCAUUCCUUCGUUGGUUUGAUCGCAACCUUGAGGCACUCUUUAUUGAGAGCUUGAGGAAGGUGAAAAAGAUUCAGCUUGCCGAAGCUGCUGGCCUUGAAUUCGUGCCCUUUGAGCAACUGGCAGGUACUACAGCAGAAGGUGCGGCACCAACCGUAGAUGAGACAUUACCUGGAGGUAACAAGAGCACUGCAGAUGUUGGAUCUGCCAUGACCACUAGCAAUGCUGACAAUGUUCAAGAGAAGGCAUGUCAAGAUACAUCUCAAAAGGAUACCCUAGCCGACUGCCUGCAGGUUCUGACUCUCGGUUCAAGUGGGGAGGAAGGAAGAUUGAUAGAAUGCCCACCUGGGACAUCAAUCGACCAAACCUCUGACUGCAACGAACAAGUGAAUGGUGCUACAAAUGUUUUGAAUGGUUUUGAUGUUUCCAUAAAUGCAAACACUCUCUCCGGCACAGAGAACGACAAUGUACCUCAUAAAAAAGAAAGGAGUGUUAGAAAUGAAUUAGAUAAAAGAAAGCACAGUGAUCCUGUUGAAAAGCCACAUCAUGCCAUUGCCUCCUCUGCUCCGGAUGUCAGCUCUUCUGAAAAGCCUGCUGCUGAUGAUAAGUCCUCGCAUGGUGCUCAGCGAGCAGGUGUCGAUGUUCAUGUCAACCAGAAGAAAGGCACCGAGGUGAAGUUCCGACGCUUGGAGCUUGGCGAGGGCGUGGCCACCUUGGAGUGCACAAAAGUGGCAGUCAGGGUGCAGUGUGGCAGGUGCCGUUGUAAUGCGGACGUCGUCACGCCCGCGCGGCGUCGCAAUGUGGUGACGUGUGGCCGCUGCUCGCGCACGUGCAGCGUGACGUUUCGCCCAAACCUCAUGCAUCCCUUCAACUCUGUACUGGGCUACUUUGACCUUGUGGACUGCUUUGCUGUGGACCUGGUGCUGUCUGGUUGUGUAUUUGCCCUAGACUGCUUUGGUUGCAACAAGAGGAUGACAGCUGAUGGCAUACAUUAUGGUCAGCGUCGCUCCCUUUGGUGUCAGUUCUGCAAUGCCAAGAUGACUGUACUUAUGGAGUCUGUCAAGUUUCUUCAGCUGCAGGCGUCCAAAGCAGCUGAAAACGCAGGUUCAGCAUUCUCCAUAAAGGCUCCCAAGAUGGUGAAAAACGUUAAGGAUCCUGCCAUUCAGGAAGGCAAGCCUCUUCCAGAUGGAGGCAUUUGCAAGCACUACAAGAAGAGCUUUCGCUGGCUGAGGUUCCCGUGUUGUGGAAAAGCUUAUCCUUGUGACAAGUGCCAUGAUGAGCAGGAGGGUGGCAACCAUGAAAUGAAGUAUGCCACACGAAUGAUUUGUGGCCACUGCUGCAAAGAGCAGCCCUUUGCAGCUGAGAAGCCUUGCACUGGCUGUGCAAACUUCAUGACAAAAAAACCCACAGCACAUUGGGAAGGAGGGCGUGGUUGCCGCGACAGGAUUCGUAUGAGCAGGGAUGACAAUAAGAAGUUCAGUGGAACGGGCAAGACCAUUUCAAGGAAAGCACAAGAGAAGCUCACUGGAAAGAAGUGAUGCCAAGAGGGCUGCUUGGGGAGGUGAAGCGAGAGGUUUAAGGCCUCUUGGAGUACUUUUAUACUGAAGUAAAAAUGGUCUAGUUUU